Molecule: messenger RNA, 1509 nt
Organism: Corticium candelabrum
Lineage: Eukaryota; Metazoa; Porifera; Homoscleromorpha; Homosclerophorida; Plakinidae
Product: CMP-N-acetylneuraminate-beta-galactosamide-alpha-2,3-sialyltransferase 1-like
Exons: 5
Coding region: 174-1202 (342 amino acids)
Biological process (GO): sialylation
Cellular component (GO): membrane
Molecular function (GO): beta-galactoside (CMP) alpha-2,3-sialyltransferase activity
Source: RefSeq, a predicted model, not a curated record
CGCAAAAGCCAAAGGCGUAUAUAGAUGGCCAAGUUUUCCGUCCUCAGUGGCUGAUUUUUCGGUGGUUGAUGUUUUUGUAAGGCGGAUUGUCCAAGAAAAGGGUUGCGUGAAGAGUUCAAAGGCACGGCAAGCGAAAUAUUCGAGAGGAAUUGCGGUCGAAGCAACAGAGAAAAAUGUUAAGGAAGCAAAAUUUUACAGCGUCUUCAAUAAAUCUAGAUGACAGAAAACAGGUUGCAACAACACAGGCUUUCAAAAUCUGCUUUCUCAUCCUUCUUUUAUGUUUUUCUUUAUAUCUGCUGCUGAUAUACUCUGUAAACGAUGGAAAAACACUUCAAAGACAACAAAGACAUCGUUUUCCAGUUAUUUACAAGUGGCCACGAGGACUUCAAUCAUUCUUGCCUCCAGACCGUUCAUUAUGGAUUUCUGUCGGUUGUGAUACGAAAUACCCUCUGUUUUCCUGUCAAUCCAAAAAUAAGAAACGCGGUAAAAGGCUUGGUAAUUUGAUCCUUGUCAAUGAAACACACUUUCGUCAUCCUAUCCUUCAGAGUCAUUGGAACAGUUGCGCAAUCGUUGGCUCGUCGAGUCGUUUGCUGAAAACUGAAUAUGGACGCCACAUCGAUGAUCACGAAAUCAUCGUCAGAAUCAACUACCCGCCCAUAAAGGGAUACGAAAAACACGUGGGAUCCCGACCUUCCGACAUCAUUUUUUUCGGAGACAAAAUACUAAGGUGUUUCAACGAAAGCCACCCUGAGGCCAAGUUGAAAGUUUUUCAACUCCCGUAUAAAAGUAAACAUAGAGACGAUUCUUUCAAGACAUGCGAAGCUAACAUGAAAUUGCCAUUGUAUCCUAUUUCAAGCUACGUUAUGAAAUUUGCAGAAACGCUAAUUUACAACUAUUCCCUAGCCCACCGUCCUCCAGAAAUGAAGGCGGCUAGGGUAAAAAGGACAAUGCCAACUUCGGGUUUUCGGGCGGUUAUUUUUACGAUGAUGUUGUGUAAGCACCUUGAUGUGUACGGAUUUGGACUAAGCGGAGGUAAAGGCGAGUGGCUUCAUUACUAUGGUACAAGCACCAAACACGGAUCGGUCACACGAUUUAAAGGAGCUCACAACCCUAGAGCUGAAUUUGAGCUUUUAACUCAUUGGCCAAACGUGACAACUUCCGACUUCUAUCCGGAUUUUGGAAAAUUGCGGGUAUUUACGUAGACUUCAAGUGCAAAUACUAGUAAAUGUACGUCUAUAUAUAUAGCCCGUGUUAUUGACGUAUUCGCUUGUUUAGACUUUUUCAUUUAGCUAAAUGUAUUCAGAGAUUGAACUUUACAGGCAUGAGUAAAACACGUUAUACCUGCUGAACAGAUAGCAAAACUAAGAAAUAUACGAGUUUUUGUAGUGUCAAUGCGGUUGUGUGUUGACAUAGCAACAUUCAUUUGACCAUCUUUAUGUAUAUACUAGUACACAUGGCCCGUCCUUCGUACGGGCAAGACACUGUAGUGUAAAGAUAGGUCUGUGGACA